This is a messenger RNA of Daldinia loculata, 1984 nucleotides long. Its product is annotated as PLP-dependent transferase. Gene Ontology annotation, molecular function: molybdenum cofactor sulfurtransferase activity. The record is from RefSeq and is a predicted model, not a curated record. The transcript has 4 exons. Gene Ontology annotation, biological process: molybdopterin cofactor metabolic process. NCBI's taxonomy places the organism in Eukaryota, Fungi, Ascomycota, Sordariomycetes, Xylariales, Hypoxylaceae. The coding region runs from base 125 to 1789 and encodes 554 amino acids.
AACUCUUCAUUGCUACAAUCUUGAGAAUACUUAUAAUCCUAAGUGUCUUCUCUCUUCAUCUUCAAGCAUUUUCCCCGGUAUAUCAACAAAGUUUAAGCACCUAUCAGCCUAUAUUAAGUAACCAAUGCCACUCCUUACCAUGUCGAAAGGGUAUAACAGUGACGUGGAAGCGUUGCGUCAAAAGGAGUAUCCUCAUAUGAAUGAUGGAGUCUAUCUAGACCAUAGUGGAUCUACUAUAUAUGCGAAAUCUACUGUCGAUUCGUUUUGCGCAAAAAUGAUCACCAACUUAUACGGAAAUCCGCACUCGGAGAACUCACCAGCUAAGCUUUCCGGUGAUGUUGUUGAUCAGGUUCGGGAGAAGACACUUAACUUCCUCGGCGCAAGUCCGGAGCACUUCGACCUGAUUUUCGUGGCAAACGCCACUGCAGCUAUCAAGCUCGUCGCUGAUUGCUUCAGGGAUCUCUCUGAGAAGACCAGCGACCGGAGGUUCUGGUAUGGGUAUCAUAAAGAUGCGCAUACAAGCAUUGUAGGGGUCAGGGAACUUACAUACGGGCAAUCUUACUGCUUCCAGAAUGAUCAGGAAGUAGAGCGUUGGCUCCGUUCCCCUGAGUCAAGUUACCUUAACCGCCACCACCUUGGUGGGCUGGGGUUGUUCGCCUAUCCUGGACAGUCCAACAUGUCUGGUAGAAGGCUGCCACUAUCAUGGCCGGGGAUUCUGCGCCAAUCAGAAUCCUUACAGAACACUUACUCUCUUCUCGAUGCUGCAGCACUAGCUAUGACAUAUCCUAUGGAAAACAUCUUUCGGGAUGUUAACCAGGCGCCGGACUUCACUUGUCUGUCCCUAUAUAAAAUCUUUGGCUUUCCAGAUAUCGGGGCAUUGGUCGUUCGAAGGGAGUCAGGACACAUUCUGACUCUAAGGAAGUAUUUCGGUGGAGGGACCGUUUCCAUGGUUGGCGUAUUCGGCGAGAAUUGGCAUCGGUCAAAAGGUCUCCAAGCGCCCACCUAUAAGCUCCACGAAGGCCUCGAAGACGGGACCCUACCGUUCCACAACAUUCUCGCGCUAGGCGAGGCUAUUGACGUGCACAAGAGACUAUAUGGUUCAAUGAGCCGAAUUUCGGAUCAUGCUUCCUACCUCAUCUCUAGAUUGUUCCGAGGUCUGCUCACUUUACGCCACUCCAACGGCCGGCCACUUUGCCGUAUCUAUAACGAAAAUAGCGACUUCGAAGAUUCGACAAAGCAAGGAUCCGCCAUUGCUUUCAACGUCUUACGGGCGAGUGGGCAUCAUGUUCCUUACUCUGAUGUUGAGCGUUCUGCCAAUUCUGCGGGCAUCUACAUAAGGUCCGGAGGUGUCUGCAAUCCUGGUGGCAUAUUCACAGCUCUUGGCUAUGAACCGUGGAUGACGGAGCGUGCUCUAUCGGCUGGACACCAUUGUGGCUCACAUGGCAUAAGCAUCAUCCAUAGGCUUCCUACAGGUAUCGUACGUGCAAGUCUCGGGGCUAUGUCGACGAAACAAGAUGUUGACACUUUUCUGGAUUUCCUACGCACUACAUUUCUCGAAGAUGAUCAGGAUUGGGCACACUCGACCCAGACGACUGUUCGCUCACCGCGAGCCGAAGCCUUCGCCUUCGACCUUCCCGUUAAUUACACAACGAGUAACUUCCCCGAUGUACGAGAGGUUCCACGCCCACGCCCUGCCCUGCACCAUUUCACAUCAGCCCCUGAAGCCACACCAAGGGUAAAUCCGCUUGCGAUGCAUGACUUGAUCCACGGUCUCGCUACUGUGAAGUAAAAUAUGAGGCGAUUGGCUAGAGUUGGUUUCCUAGGCGCUUAUAUUUCCUGGAGAAGUAUUGUCAGGUUUCCUUGUACGCGUGCUAUCUUUGUCCGGCACUCAUAUUACUUGGUUGAUUAGUUGGAGUAAUGGAGUGUUUUGGCGUGUCCGUGAUCAGGUCAAGGGGUUAUAUAGUGACACACGUAUCUAGUUAGG